AUGAUCCGCUCCGUCCCCGUGAUGGUCGCCCUCCCGGCCAUCCUCCCGAUCGCAUGGGCACUGUACUUUACGCACCAGAACCCGGUCGCCGUGUUCGUGUGUAGCCUGCUCGCGAUCAUUCCCCUUGCCGGUGGUCUGGGUUUCGCCACCGAGGAACUCGCCAUCCGCGCAGGCGAUGCCUGGGGAGGCCUGCUCAACGCAACCUUCGGUAAUGCCGUCGAGCUCCUCAUCGCCAUCCUCGCCCUCGUCAAGGGCGACCUUGACAUCGUCCAAGCCUCCAUGGCCGGCUCGAUCCUGUCCAACAUCCUGCUCGUCCUCGGCAUGUCGUACUUUGCAGGCGGCCUGCGCUUCCACGAGCAGCUGUACGCCGUCGUCGGCGCCCAGACGCACAUCUCGCUCCUGGGUAUCUCGAUCGCGGCCGUGCUGCUCCCCGAGGCAUACCACCUCGCAUGGCCAUCCACCGUCUCCGAGGUGGCCGGCACGCCCGCGCCGACCUCGUCCUCGCCCACGCUCCGCGGCCUCGGCACCAUGGAUCCCCGCGAACAGGCCAAGAUCCUCGCCAUGUCGCGCGGCCUAAGCUUCAUCCUGCUGGCCGUGUACGGCAUGUACCUCACGUUCCAGCUCUGGACCCACGCCUACCUGUUCAAGGUGGCGCGCGAGGCGCCCGACUCGCUCCCGCCCCCGUCCACCGCCCACGUCUUCCCCAAGCCCCACUGGGUGCCGUCGCUCCACACGGUGCGCAGCAACAACGAGAGCAAGGAGGAAGUGCGCGUCAGCAUGACGCUGUCGUCGCCCCGCGCGCGCACCCCGUCCACCGACGCCGACGAGCUCGCAGGAAGCACGCUCUCGCCUCACUCAGCCGCCGCCGGCCGUAACCGCGCCAACUCGGCAGCAAGCAGCAACCUCCUCCCGCCAGGCCAGGACCUGCGAUACCGCGAUCGCCGGGCUGAGAGCGAGCGCUCGGCGUCCGUCUCGUCGCACGGCGACGAGGAGCGUGCCGUCGCCAUGGCACCGCCCAACCCCCGCCUUGUCGUCCCGCACGCCAAGCCCCGCGCAAAGAUGUGGUUCGCCGUCGCCGCCCUCGCAACGUGUACCGGCCUCGCUGGUCUCACUGCCGAGUGUCUCGUGCACUCGAUCGACGGCCUGACGGAGCGCACCAACGUGUCGCGCGAGUUUGUCGGUCUCAUCUUGAUUCCAGUCGUCGGUAACUCGGUGGAACACAUCACCGCCGUCACCGUCUCGCUCAAGGACCGCCUCAACCUCUCGCUGUCGAUCGCCGUCGGCUCCAGUGUCCAGGUAUCGCUCUGUUUGCUCCCCAUCCUCGUGCUGGUCGGCUGGGCCAUCGGCCAGCCCAUGAGCCUGCUCUUCGACACGUUCGAGACCAUCUGUCUCGUCAUCGCUGUCGUCCUCGUCAACUUUGCCAUCGCAGACGGCCGCACAAACUACCUCGAGGGCUUCGUCCUCAUGUGUACGUUUGUCGCCAUGGCCCUCUGUUGUUGGUACUACGACCCUAUUAGCUAG
This is a messenger RNA of Vanrija pseudolonga, 1521 nucleotides long. RefSeq names its product Vacuolar calcium ion transporter. The record is from RefSeq and is a predicted model, not a curated record. Bases 1 to 1521 code for a protein of 506 amino acids. Gene Ontology annotation, biological process: calcium ion transmembrane transport; intracellular calcium ion homeostasis. Gene Ontology annotation, molecular function: calcium:proton antiporter activity. NCBI's taxonomy places the organism in Eukaryota, Fungi, Basidiomycota, Tremellomycetes, Trichosporonales, Trichosporonaceae. Gene Ontology annotation, cellular component: fungal-type vacuole membrane. The transcript is spliced from 2 exons.